Chironomus riparius is the source of this 1961-nucleotide messenger RNA. The record is from the annotation of a GenBank genome assembly. NCBI's taxonomy places the organism in Eukaryota, Metazoa, Arthropoda, Insecta, Diptera, Chironomidae.
UUAAAACAUUUUCCUUCAUCGGAACUUAAAGACGCUAAAAUUAUAAGUUCUUACCAGUUAUAAAAGGUUUUAAGACAUAAAGGAUUGAUACAAACUGCAUGACAAUAUACUGCACAGUGCUUAAACAUAUUGACAAGUGAAAAAUCUUUUUGUGACAAUAAAAUAAAUUAAGAAUGCAUGAAUAUCAAGAAAGUGAGAAUUUAAAUAAUAAAGGAAGAUUCAAACUUGCAUUUAAGGACCUUAAAUACAUUGUUAAGUCCAAAGUUCCAUUCUUAAAACAAAAAACAAAAACAAUUCUCAAUUGUGUUUCGGGAGAAUUUCAUAGUCAUGAGCUGACAGCAAUUAUUGGAUUAAGUGGAAGUGGCAAAAGUUCACUUUUGGACUGUAUUUCGGGUUUUCGUGUGAAUAACAUUAGUGGAACAAUUACUUAUAAUAAUGAUAUUAUUUCAACUCGCAAAAUUAAAGAAGUUUCGUCGUAUUUUAUGCAGGAACAAAUGCUUCAUAAAUUUUUGACUGUAAAUGAGUUUAUGAAUUUUGCAAUCAAUGUCAAAUGUCAUAAGAAGUUUAGCAAAGAAGAAAAGGAAUUUAGAAUUGAAAAUAUAUUGCGUAAACUGGAUAUUACGAAUCAACGCAAUUCCUACUCACAAGACUUAAGUGGUGGACAGAGAAAGCGACUUCAAAUCGCUAUUGAGCUAGUUGAUGAUCCAAAAAUAUUGUUCCUUGAUGAGCCAACAACAAAUCUUGACAUUGUUUCCUCAACACAGUGCAUGAAGUUACUUAAAGACUUAAGCAACGAAGGUCGGAUGAUAAUAUUAACAAUCCAUCAACCAUCAGCUACAAUGUUGACAAUGUUUGAUCACAUUUAUGCCUUAAGUGCUGGAAAUUGUAUUUAUCAAGGAACCAGUGGAAAUUUGAUUGAAUAUCUGGACGAAAUUGGACUUCCAUGUCCAUCAUCAUACAAUCCAAUAGAUUAUUUAAUGGAAAUAGCUAGCAAUGAGUAUGGAGAUCAUAGUCAAGUUCUUGUUGACAAAAUUCAGAACGGAUCAAACUUUGACUAUGCAACAGAACAUGACCAGGACCACACAAUUGAUAUUUUUAAGAAACCAUCAGAUUUUGUGGAUUAUUCUUCAUCUUAUUUCCAACAAGUUUACUAUCUCAUGGUCCGAAUUUUGCUAUCCAGAUUUCGCAAUAAAAGCUCACUUUGUAUUCGAUUCAGUUCACUUAUUGUAAUGGGAAUAAUUUUUGGACUAGUUUAUCAGAGAGUUGGAAAUAAUGCAUCGUACUCAAUAGAUAAUAUACAUUUCAUUGCUGGAUCUCUUUGUAUUGUUUAUUUCACAUCUUUUCAUUCCCUUUACAUCACAUUUCCAACAGAAUUUCCAAUCAUCAAAAGAGAGCAUUUCAAUGGAUGGUAUUCGGCAAUAGCUUAUUACUCUUCCUUCAUAUUAUCUGAUUUUCCAUUGAUAUUAUUAAAUGUUACAAUUUAUUGUAUAAUCGUGUAUUUAUUGACAGACCAGCCACGAGAGCUUCAUAGAUUUUUACUUUUUUUCGGCAAUCAUUUGGUUUUUGCAUAUGAUGCACAAACAAUGGCGAUAAUGGUUACGGGUCUCUUUAGUGGAAUGGUAGCAGUGUGUCUUUCACAACUUUCAAUAUUUCCUUUCUAUGUAAUUUCAACAGUCGGAGUUUAUGCACGUGACACACAUCCAAUUUUCACAUCCUUCUUUCGUGUAAACUUCUUUAAUGUUGCAAUAGCUGGAUCUACAACAUCAGUCUUAGGAAUGAACAGAACAAAGCUUAGAUGUGAUGAACUUUAUUGUCAUUUUAAUGAUCCGAAAAAGAUUUUGCAUGAUUUCGAAUGUGAUAUUGAUUUAUUGUAUGCCUUUAAAGUACUUUUUGCAUAUUUGGUUGUAUGUCAUAUUGGAGCAUUUGUCUUUAUUAGGUAUAAGCUGAAAUAUAAGCACUGA